Rhineura floridana is the source of this 1247-nucleotide messenger RNA. RefSeq names its product mitochondrial ribosomal protein S12 (gene MRPS12). Gene Ontology annotation, biological process: translation. Gene Ontology annotation, molecular function: structural constituent of ribosome. The coding region runs from base 447 to 893 and encodes 148 amino acids. The transcript has 3 exons. The record is from RefSeq and is a predicted model, not a curated record. NCBI's taxonomy places the organism in Eukaryota, Metazoa, Chordata, Lepidosauria, Squamata, Rhineuridae. Gene Ontology annotation, cellular component: ribosome; small ribosomal subunit.
GGGUCUCUCCGUCGCCUUUGCUGCGACUGACGGAGGCGGCCCCUCCGGAAAGCCAGUCCUUUGGUUUAAGGCUUUGUCCCGCCUCCGGCCCUCCUUCGACCAAUCACCGUAGAGCGUCUCGGACUCUUCUUUGGCGACCACACUGCCACAGUUGGAAGAUUGACAGCCGCCUUGCCCAAUGACAUGACGGCCUUGUCCCUGCCUACCGCCCGCGCUCACUCCCAAUCGGAAGGGCAGGUAGUUCCCCUGGCCAACCGGAAGAGGCGGCCUGCACUUUCCCCGCUCCCUCCUUCCUCGCCGGGGUCGAAAUGGCGGGACUUCCGUGAAGUGAGGCCCUCAGUCCUCUCCCCCCUCCCGGGCAGGCCGGCAUCUGCGGGUGAAGCCUGUCCCGCCUGGGGUAGACUGCAGGGCUCGGCGUGCGGGAGAGCGGCGCGCCCACGCCCAGGAUGGCUUGCGCCGGGUUGCUGAGGGCGCUGGCGUCUCCUCUGCGCUGGGGAGCUGCCGCCGUCUCUCACAGCCUCCUCCCAUCAUCCUGGCUGGCACAGCAGCCACCGAGCCGCACCAUGGCCACCCUCAACCAGAUGCACCGCAAAGGCCCGCCCAAGAGGCCUCCACCCAAGCCUGGCCCCUUGGGUGGCUGCCCCCAGCUCAAAGGGGUGGUUCUGAAGACCAUGAUCCGCAAGCCCAAAAAACCCAACUCGGCCAACCGCAAGUGUGCCCGCGUGCGGCUCAGCAACGGCAAGGAGGUCAUCUGCUUCAUCCCGGGAGAAGGACACAACCUGCAGGAGCACAACAUUGUCCUGGUGGAGGGUGGGAGGACCCAGGACUUGCCGGGGGUCAAGCUCAAGAUCGUGCGGGGCAAGUACGACUGUGCUCACGUCCAGAAGAAAUGAGCGCUGCUUAUGCAACGUCUGGAGCCAGCUGAGCCCACAGCCGGCUGUCUCCAAGUAGCUUCCAGGGAUAUACAUGCACAGCAGCGAAGGAGCAUGUCAGGCCGUCUCUCCUAGGAGUUGCAUCUCUGGAGUCUUGGCUUGAGCGUGCCAGCGCCUUGCCAGUUGGGGGUUCUCCGGGCAGCUAGCUCCUGGAUCAACGAGUCUGAGCAUGCCUUUCCCAUCCUCCUCCUGUCUUUGUAUAUGUACAAAUGGUGGACGCAGAAUGCCAAGUGAACACAAAGGAUACCAUGGCAUGGAGGGGAGGGGGAAAGGAUUUGCUGGCUCUGAAUAAAAAGUGUGAUGGAGGCAUCCCUG